Molecule: messenger RNA, 692 nt
Organism: Heterotrigona itama
Lineage: Eukaryota; Metazoa; Arthropoda; Insecta; Hymenoptera; Apidae
Source: the annotation of a GenBank genome assembly
AUGCUUGAUUACUAUACGGUGUUGUGCGUAAUUUUGCGAACGAGCCAAAUUCGAGUUCAGAAAGAUGACUCAAACCUCAAGGCUCCGUUCACUUCGUUUCACUUAGUUCGGUCGACGUUGGCCCGUGCCUCAACGUGUUCAUUCGAGACUAAACGAGAUUUAAGAGCUAAUCACAGGAUGUGGUCUUUAACAAUUUCCUCGGAACCUUCAAAUACGACGGAGCUUCAUCAUUGUAAAGGAAAUCAUUCUUCUCCGUUCGAUUUCAUGUUUUACUCAUGUUUUCAUUGGAACAUUAAUAUUAAUUAUUUCAUUAAUUCGAAUAUAUAUAAAUUACAUUUUUCAUUAAUUCGAUGUAAUUUGAUUAUUUCUUUAUUUUUUUCAUUAUGUAUUAAUUUAAUUAAUCAAUUAAUACAUAAGAAUUAGUUCCAUUUGAAUGUGAAUUUAAUCCAAUAUCAGAACAUCAAUCGUUUGUUAUAAUUUGUCAAAAUAGAGUUCUGGUUACAAAUGGUGGUUUCCCAUCUGUAACGUUUCCGGGCAAAGUAAAGAAAUCCAUGACUAAUUACUUGAGACAUCAAACUACGUUUCACCAACACUUUCCAUUCAAAGUUUUCCUGUCUUCUUCGCGUCACCUUUGGUUCAUCCUUUUGGAUCCCAAUUGUUCAAGGUUGCAUACAGCAGAGCAGAAAGAGUAA